AAAGAUGGCAACUGUAUUACUCGAGUAGAGAUAUUCUUGCCCUCCCCUAAGCAGUGCAAUCUGACACUGUUCACCAGCAUGUUGGGUUAUGAGUGGUCUUAAGAUCUUAAAAUAUUUUUGAAGACUUGAGUAGGUGGUAUUGUAAAUUCUCAGUUUUCUUCAGAUGACUUGAGCAUCCCCAGAGUUUUGAAGUUGGAGGGAUAGUUCAAGAACCAAUCCCCACAGAUACUGUGAAACAAUUGUGUUUGUAUACAUCCUUAUAUAUGUAUCUGUUUAUAUAUUGAUAAACAGCUGCAGUUCUAUUAAUGAUGACAUUUUCCUAGUUACCCAGUGUUGCAUUAACUUUUCCUAGGGAGAUGCGAGCAAACGAGUAUUCAUCCCAGAUAGGGCACCAAGGACAGAACAGAGUACGAUUCCACCAAAGUCCAACUUGGCAAACCACACUGAACAGAAUUGGUGAUGAAAUGGAGCCUGGAACGAACUCUUUUCGAGUAGAGUUUCCAGAUUUUUCCAGCACCAUUCUUCAGAAACUAAACCAGCAGCGACAACAAGGACAGUUAUGUGACGUCUCCAUUGUAGUCCAAGGCCACAUUUUCCGGGCACACAAAGCCGUUCUUGCUGCCAGUUCACCCUACUUUUGUGACCAAGUACUCCUAAAAAACAGUAGGAGAAUUGUUUUGCCUGAUGUGAUGAACCCAAGAGUAUUUGAGAACAUUCUCCUAUCUAGCUACACAGGACGCCUUGUGAUGCCUGCUCCAGAAAUCGUUAGUUACUUAACAGCGGCCAGCUUCCUCCAGAUGUGGCAUGUGGUGGACAAGUGCACUGAGGUUCUGGAGGGAAACCCCACAGUUCUGUGUCAGAAACUAAAUCAUGGCAGUGAUCACCAGUCUCCCAGUAGCAGUAACUACAAUGGCCUGGUAGAGAGCUUUGAGCUGGGCUCUGCGGGGCAUACUGACUUCCCCAAAGCACAGGAACUGAGGGAUGGUGAGAAUGAAGAGGAGAGCACCAAAGAUGAGCUGUCAUCUCAGCUCACUGAGCAAGAGUACUUGCCCAGUAACUCAUCCACAGAGCAUGACCGGCUGAGCACCGAGAUGGCAAGCCAGGAUGGGGAGGAGGGGGCCAGCGACAGCGCUGAGUUCCACUACACCCGGCCUCUGUACAGCAAGCCCAGCAUCAUGGCUCACAAACGCUGGAUCCACGUGAAGCCUGAGCGCCUGGAACAGGCGUGUGAGGGCAUGGAUGUACAUGCGGCCUAUGACGAGCACCAGGUCACCGAGUCCAUCAACACCAUGCAGACAGAGCACUUGGUCCAGCCUUCAGGAGUGGAGGAAGACUUCCAGGUUGUGGAGAAGAAAGUGGAAGCAGAGUUUGAUGAGCAAGCAGAGGAGAGCAACUAUGACGAACAGGUGGACUUCUAUGGCUCCUCCAUGGAAGAGUUUUCUGGAGAAAGGUUGGAUGGGAACCUAAUUGGGCAUAGACAGGAGGCUGCCCUCGCAGCCGGCUACAGUGAGAAUAUUGAAAUGGUGACGGGGAUAAAAGAAGAGGCGUCCCACUUAGGAUUCUCAGCCACUGACAAGCUGUAUCCUUGUCAGUGUGGGAAAAGUUUCACACACAAGAGUCAGCGAGAUCGACACAUGAGCAUGCACCUCGGUCUUCGCCCUUAUGGCUGUGGUGUCUGUGGUAAGAAAUUCAAAAUGAAGCACCAUCUCGUGGGUCACAUGAAAAUUCAUACAGGCAUAAAGCCCUACGAAUGUAAUAUCUGUGCAAAGAGAUUUAUGUGGAGGGACAGUUUCCACAGGCAUGUGACUUCUUGUACCAAGUCCUAUGAAGCUGCAAAGGCUGAGCAGAAUACAACUGAGGCUAACUAAAAAUAGGGCCUGGCCCUUGAGUGGCAUGCACAAAAAUAAACUAUGGUAAUUAAUGCAAAUCUGGGCACAGAUGAUGCGUGCCACUUGCUAUUAUGAGAGAAGCUUAAAAAGAAAAAAAAGGAAGAUAUUUCUGAAAGACCAGCUCUAAGUAGGCCAAUUAAAAAAAUUUAAUUCCUCAAAUUUAUAUGUUCUGGUCCUGGCCUAGAAUGGAUGUUGGGGAUAAGUUCACCCAGUGCCCAGCUGGCAAGACAGCCUUUCCAGCUAGCAGCGACUGAGGCAGUGGACUUGGUGGCAGACUAACCCACCAGUGCACUCAGGAGGUAGCAGUUUUCUAUCAUGCAGUGCCCGGGGGUCAUGUUGCUGCAGGGGGUUGCUCCUGGUGGCUGCAGAGUUCUGAGGCUUUGCGUUGGUAGUGCGUCACUGGAUGCUACUCUCCUCGAGACUACAGCAGCCUGACUCCUGGGCUGAGAUGUGAGCAGAGCUCUUUCAUGUCUAAUUCAUGCUUUCUAAAGUUCUAGCUGAAACUAUGGCGACAUUAGAUAGAGCUGAGUCCAAAACAGGUGGCAUGGCUCCUGUCAUAGUGCUGCAGACUCUUGACAAAGCACGGUUGUGUGUUUAGUUCUAAUUGGGGUUGAACCAUGUGUCUCCUUUUAAGUCUGUGGGUGACAGAGAUAGGUGUUUCUAGUUGGUUUGUAACUCUAAGCUUCCUCAUUUAAUGGUAGCAUCCGGGCUAGACUUCCAGCCUGCAGUGACUCAACACAGUACUGGCAGUGGCCUGUGGCUCCCUGCCUUAGAUCAUGGUGCUUCCCAACAAGGGUUAGCCAGGGAUGCAUGGCUAAGAGUUACCUGUGAGCGGACACUCCCAUGCUCAGAGUGAGAGAGAGUGUUGGCAGAGGCACAACUUAUAAACAGAAGGCUAAACUUGAGAGAAGUCUCAAAAAUACACUGGUCUGGGGGAUGUGGUUUUAGAGGGUACACUGAACAACACUGUCACUCAGCUCCUUAUGAGACCAGGAAUGUGAGUUCAAGGUGGGAAGGGGGUCCUACAUUGAGCAACAUCAUCUAACAGAUCAUGUCCUGUAGUCGGGGAGAAAGCUGCACACAUUCACAAGUCCCACUAGCUUAUACCCGCUCAGGGAAGAAAGGCCACCCACCCUGCAAGGCCUGUUCUGCCUGGAGUUGGAAAGAAGUCUUGUGUUUAAGCAUGUGAUAGGCCUGAGGCUCUUACUGGGGUGUCUAGUGUGCUUUUCUUGACUGGGAUAGCAUUCUGACCAAAGGCAGCUCAGGGGAGAAAGGGUCUUUGUCAGCUUACACUACCAUGUCACAAUCCAUUCCUGACGGAUUUUCAGCAGGAACUUGAAUAUUGACAGGCAAGACUAUCAACCACAGAUGUGCCCACAGGUUGCUCUGAUUUGGGCAAUCCCUCAACUGAGACCCCUUCCCAGAUAACUCUAGGCCACGUUAAAUUGUCAGAGCAAGCUAGACAAUAGGGCAGGUGUUGCUCCUAUGUCAUCUAUUAUUAUUGCUAAGUACAAACUUCUUUUUCUUAAAAUAAAAAUUAUUUUUCUUGGCUUUGGGGUGAAAUUUUGUUUUUAAAGUUUGUCUUUCUCUAAUGUGACAGACAUUUCUGGCAAGGGUUUCUGAUCAUAAGGCUUCUGACACCUUUGACCUUUGUAAAGGGGAAAGAAAAUUGGGACUGCCAGUAAAUGCUUAUGAUCAAGAUUGUGAAACAAGGAUCUGUUUAUGAACACUGUAUCAAUCUUGGUAUACAAAAGCACUUUGUAUUUAAAACUUUGUUAUAAGUAAAGAUGUAGAUUUUUUUUUUUUAACCUAGAAACUAGAUAAUUACCUCCUAGUGGUUUGGUACGUUCAGAUGAUCUCCCAUCUCCCAGUGUGGAAAUCUGCCAGUCAGCAGCGGUCCUCUGUGGCCCUGCGAAGCACAUGGAGGGGACUGUACAGUCAGCUCACACAUGCCUCCUAGUCUCUCCCUGACAUGUGUGAGGAUGAAGUCUUUGCAGCUUCUAGUAAUUUCUACCUGAGGCAGUUGAACCAUUCUGUAGUCAGGAGCUGCUCCGCCCCUGCAUGUAUGGUGGCAAAGCUUUUGUUCAACUGGAGUGGGGCAGACCCUGUGAAUAGGUAGAGUGUCCUAGGUCCAGGAGGCAGAGAAGUAACCAUAGUCUAGGCAUUAAUUAAAGUGAGGCUUCUGACCUGCCUUUCCCAUCAGGGGUUCUACCUAGCACCCGGCCGGUCUGGUCUCCUCACCACUGCCUUAGGAAAGCCCCGCCCUUCCAGACAAGCUUGAAUAGUUGUGGACAACACUGUCCCGUGUUCAGGGACUUCACAGUGGCCCACCAGCAAGGUGUUUGUUAUCUACUUUGAGCCUGACUGGUUUUUCUCAGUCCUUAUAGGAAAGGGCUUCCAGGCCCCCUGGCUGCAUCUCACAAUCUGCAUGCCUUUAGUCUUGGAUGCACACGUCAGUGAGCUGCAUGGUCCAGCUCCUCAUGUGCCCUUGUUCUGAGCCCUGGCCCAUUGCCUUGGAUUUCUAGAGCUCACCUUCUCUGGCCUGGUUCUUAAGAGCCUGCCCUAAAGGAUUACCUCCAUUUCGAGGGGGCGUUUACUGAACUACUCUGGCCCUGAUCAGGCUGUGUGCUACAAAGGGUGGCACACCCUGAGCUAGUGUGGAAGGGAAGGUGAGGAACAAAGGCUGUGCUGCAUUCUGGGAAAUGUGUGCUGCCGCAGGGUCCCCAAGGUCGGGCUGAAGCUUUGCCUCUCCCACUGUGGGAAUGCCGGGGACCAAGGACAGGGCUGCUCUUGGCCUCCUGUGCUUUCAGUUGCUUUGACUGGUAACUAACUUUAUCCAAUGAAUCCAGGGUUGCUUUGGUUUUUUCUUUUUUUUUUUUUCUCUGCUAUUUACAUAUUUAAAGGUACUAGUUUCUAAUUGCAAAUCUCUACUGACAGCACCCUGUGGGAACAUGCUGGAACACCUUUGCAAAUGUGAUUUUUUUCUUUUUAAAUGUUGCUUGAAGCCUGUGUCAUGUCAGUUGCUGCUGCCUCUUUUGUUUUUAUGAGGUUCCCAAUGUUUCUUCCAGAAAGUUACUUUAUUUAUACAAGUCAGGUGACUCUUAGGCCACACAACCAUGGGUUGAUAAGCAGAUUGUCAUUAGGUGCAUAUCAUGGAUACUUGUGAACGCCUGUGUUGCAGAAGUUAAAUAGUUCUUUCUAGAAUUGCUGUCCUCAGUGUACAGCGUGGUUUUAACUGAAUGUUACUGUUUAAUAUUUUCUUCUUAUAGAAGAGACCAUGACCUUUUGUAUGACACGUUUUAAUAAAUGUUACCUGUCCAUUUUG
Arvicola amphibius (Eurasian water vole) is the source of this 5214-nucleotide messenger RNA. RefSeq names its product zinc finger and BTB domain containing 43 (gene Zbtb43). The record is from RefSeq and is a predicted model, not a curated record. The coding region runs from base 357 to 1868 and encodes 503 amino acids. Lineage: Eukaryota; Metazoa; Chordata; Mammalia; Rodentia; Cricetidae. Gene Ontology annotation, molecular function: DNA-binding transcription factor activity, RNA polymerase II-specific; RNA polymerase II cis-regulatory region sequence-specific DNA binding; protein binding. The transcript has 2 exons. Gene Ontology annotation, biological process: regulation of transcription by RNA polymerase II.